CAAUACACUCGUCUAGAACGCUGACAAACAUUAAAAUAAUUAGAGCUUUUUUAAAAAUGAAUGAAAAUAACCAGGCUGCCGAUUCCUCCCUGGCGGAUCAGCCGGGUCCCGGAACGGCGGCAUUUCUCCAGGCCAUUCGCAACUGCCGGGAAAGUGACGUCGAGCCGUUUCAGGGACGCUUUACCGACGAAGUGGAUUUCCGAAUCAUGGCCGCCAGGGAUCGGGUUUGCUAUGACAAGGCCAUGGAUCGCCUCAUGAACUCUAGGUUGGACCGGGAAAAACUGCCGGAGGACACGCCGCUGCCCAUUUACUUGGCUUACAAAGAACCGCGCAGUGUCAGCCCACCGAGCAAAUGGGAUAAAUUGCCUACUAAAAAGCAGAAGAUAUCUUAAGCUUUCUGUCAUAUUGUUGUUUUUAAAAUUUAAUUGA
Drosophila rhopaloa is the source of this 429-nucleotide messenger RNA. RefSeq lists its product as uncharacterized. The record is from RefSeq and is a predicted model, not a curated record. The transcript has a single exon. Bases 57 to 392 code for a protein of 111 amino acids. NCBI's taxonomy places the organism in Eukaryota, Metazoa, Arthropoda, Insecta, Diptera, Drosophilidae.